UCAUGAGUUCAGCCGCGGACGCCGUGUCCCCUCUGAUUGAAACUUCUCUAACUUCGCCCCGUGAGCAACGGCUUCAACGUCGUUGAUCCAUUUCUGCCAUCCAAAUGCUGCGUCUUUGUCUCCUGGAAGGAGUCUUUGUGUUUGUUUGCUGUUUGCUAUUGUCACGAGGCGCCCUGCGAGACGACCAACAUGGACGUUACCGCCGCUGGCAUUGCCUUUAUCCAGAUUUCAACUGAAAUCGUCAAGUGCGUCAACAAAGCUCGCAAACUAUGGCAGGAAAUCAAAGACCUACCUCAAGAGCUCCAAGAUGUGCUCUCGGACUUGGAGAUAUUCGGGUCUAUGUUCGAGGACAUACAAGAACAGCUUGAAGCCGACAGCUCAUCCCUGACCCGCGACGAUGCCCCGAUUCAACGCAGUCUCAAACUCGCAAGGCACGCCUAUGAUGGCCUCAACGACAUGAUCAAGGAUAUGGACCAGAAAAUCAGUUCCAGAAAGGGCUUGAAGAAGAAAGCCGCACUUGUCAAAAUCACAAUGAACAAGGACGCUCUGGAUAAGUACCAGCAAAGGCUAUCCAGAACUGUCAAAUUCCUGCAAUUGUCAAUUCAAUCCUAUCAACUCGCAUUGGCGAGACGAACUCCCAAGCUCAUCUCCAAACAGGUCACGACAGAUUUAAUGACCUAUUUUGACAGCCGCGAGACCACGAAAGCGCCCGCUUACACACACCAAAAAGAUGAAAUUCAAGAUGAAAGCCGCAUACGAAACGAUGUCUCAUUUCCCCGAUCGAAAAUGUUGGUGACCACGAAAAGAGAAUACACCCACUCCAAGUUGGGAAAGUUUGCGUUGGAAUACACAAAAGGCACAGGGGCAUGGCAAGCCUACAUUCAAUGGCCCAACUGGUUGUCACAAUCUGUCUGCGAAGUCGGGUCCAAUCCAACUUUUGGUGGAUGGACGUACAACUUUAGAUCCUACAACAUUGUGCCCUCCAAGUCAGAAAUCAUCACCAGAGUAGAAAAUGGAGACACAGAUGGUGUUUUGGAGCUAUUCAGAACAGGAAAGGCUUCUCCGUUUGACAGGAGCGAGAGUGGAUCGCCUUUGUUGAUUCAGUUUGCCGCCUCAAACGCUCACUAUCGGACUUGCAAGCUCCUCCUCCGCAUGGGACUUGAUGAGUGUUUGAACGAUACAUCGAGUGACGACGCAUUGAUUCUUACAGCUAGGAACUAUGAAGAAGCUAGCAGGAAGGCCAGUUUCAAGACGAACGAGAAACCAGUAAACGAAUACUCACGCAUUGUGGAACUUUUCAACGCAUAUAUGGACGAACCAGAUACCGUCAUGAUAUUGAGGCUCUUCAGGUGUUGGAAUGAAUACUCAUACGGUAAUGACCUAACGUCAUUUCAGCACAAUUUCUUGCCGACGUUGUAUUCUGGUUCGCCACGAUUUCGCUUUGAGGCUUUCCGACUCGGGUCAUUUCACAUGCGAACAGUCGAUGGACCUCUGAGUUUUCUAUCAAAUACGCGACAAGUAACGUUAGAUGACGUUAUCCAGUCGACACGCGAGCAUCUAUCGGUCGUCCAUACGGCAGCUUUGGCACUAGGCAUACGAUGGCCCGACGAAGUGCUAAACCCAUCCGCCACGAAAGGUUUUCCUGUACCGGAAGUGUAUCACGAGACCUGGAGCGAGAUGAUACAAAUGAUAGUGUCAGUGGCUGGACAUGACGACCUUCACAGCAUCGAGAUGGUAACACCCUGGGACGUCCACCAAGUCCCGAUUUGGCGGGGCACACCACUCAUUUCUGUUAUCGGAGGCGCUCUUUGUUAUCUCUCACCAGACAUAGACUUUUCCCGCUGGGAUGCUGUGUUCCAAGGGACAAUUAGGCAAUGGGUUUCGGAUUUGCAGGGUGCUGGAGUGGACUUGACCGAGUACGGGUGUCGAGAAGUUUUGGCCCUCAGAGACGAGGUGAGAGGAGCGUUUGAUGCGGAUGCGAUUGAACUGUCAAGGAAUCAAAUACGACAUGUAAUGGAAAAGGAAAUGUAUCCUUCCAGGGUGCGUAAAGUAUCUCGGGGAGGAUGGAACGACAGCAACUGGAUCCCGAUUCGACUGCUGGGUCUGGAGGUUGGGCCACGCCCAGAGGAUUGGAAUAUUAAAUGGGUGCCAGAGUUUGAGUGGAUGGCACAGCAGUUCUGGAACCUGAUAGAGAAGGAGAGCUUUGUCAUGCCCGGGUCAUGGAUUGAAUGAUCUAUAUAUAUCUGGAUAAAAACAGAUGGGAGUUUCAUGGGACGUGUAAUAUUAGGUAGCUCUGAAUAUUGUCCUAGCGGGAUGGUGGGUACACUCCCCAUAUUGAGGGCAAGUACUACCCCGCGUCGAGGCGGGGAGAGGACCGAGAGCUCCUUCUUCAUCUUGAACCUUACUCAUUAUUAUUACCCUUGGUGAACAGCUCUCCAGGUUGAUCGACCUUGAUAUCACGGACGGCAGGUACCGCCUUGUUUAAAUAAAA
Messenger RNA from Ilyonectria robusta, 2491 nucleotides. RefSeq lists its product as uncharacterized. The transcript is spliced from 5 exons. Bases 190 to 2232 code for a protein of 680 amino acids. The record is from RefSeq and is a predicted model, not a curated record. NCBI's taxonomy places the organism in Eukaryota, Fungi, Ascomycota, Sordariomycetes, Hypocreales, Nectriaceae.